Tachysurus vachellii is the source of this 5732-nucleotide messenger RNA. RefSeq names its product solute carrier family 4 member 4b (gene slc4a4b). Gene Ontology annotation, cellular component: basolateral plasma membrane; plasma membrane. Gene Ontology annotation, biological process: bicarbonate transport; regulation of intracellular pH; transmembrane transport. NCBI's taxonomy places the organism in Eukaryota, Metazoa, Chordata, Actinopteri, Siluriformes, Bagridae. Gene Ontology annotation, molecular function: solute:inorganic anion antiporter activity; monoatomic anion transmembrane transporter activity; sodium:bicarbonate symporter activity. The record is from RefSeq and is a predicted model, not a curated record. Bases 349 to 3585 code for a protein of 1078 amino acids. The transcript is spliced from 27 exons.
GAGAGCUCUUUAAAUAUGGAAAGGAGACAGAAGUGCCAUUGACGCUCGGAGACGAGCGAACAGACAAGAGAACGUUCCUCACUUUUAGCGACUGUCCAGAGUAUCUGAGUUUUUUAAUUUUUUGAACUUAUAGUAGUUUGUAGAUCCAUAUCGUUAAAUCCCGACAGAUAGAAUACGAACAGGUCGAAGUGAGUAAACUUAACCAAAGUGCUUGGCUUCUUCUGCAGUUUUUGGCGUUUUCACAAAAUAUCGACAUUAAGAAUAGUGAGCGCGUUUGUUUCACACUGACAGGACGGCUUGUGUGACACCAUUACGCACUUAAGCACUUCGGGAAGGAGGACUCCCGUAAUGAGCGAUAAAAACAAGGUGGAUGAAGAGGCUGUGGUGGACAGAGGUGCCUCAUAUGUCAAACAUUGUGACAAGGAGGAGGUUGAGAGCCAUCACACAGUGUACAUUGGCGUCCAUGUACCCAAGAGUUACCAUCGCCGUCGGAGACACAGAAGACGUUCAAGUCACAAAGAAAAGAAAGAGCGAUUAAUUGAAGGAGUGAGCGACAAAUCGGACACUGAGAAUGUGGAUGACUCCGCCACCAGCAUCCUCAAACCUCUCAUCUCUUCGGCAGCCGAAAGGAUCCGCUUUAUUCUGGGUGAGGAGGAAAGUGGCCCCGCACCACCACAGUUAUUCACUGAACUUGAUGAACUUCUCACCACUGAUGGCAACGAGGUUGAGUGGAAAGAGACUGCCAGAUGGAUCAAGUUUGAGGAGAAGGUAGAAGAGGGUGGAGAGAGGUGGAGUAAGCCCCAUGUUGCCACUCUGUAUCUGCACUCACUGUUUGAACUGAAGAAGUGCAUAGAGAAGGGCACUGUCAUGCUUGACAUAGAGGCUAACUCACUGCAGCAGAUUGUUGAUAUGAUAACAGACACUCAGAUUGAGAUGGGGCUGUUGAAGGCUGAGCUGAAGGAAAAGGUUACAUACACGCUACUGCGAAAACACCGCCAUCAGACCAAGAAGUCCAACCUACGCUCUUUGGCUGACAUUGGCCGAACUGUCUCGAGUGCAAGUAGGCUGUUUUCAAACCAAGAGAAUGGUACUCCAGCUGCAGUGCCCCAAAAUCUGACCUCCAGCAGCCUUAAUGACCUCUCUGACAAGCCUGAGAAGGACCAGUUAAAUAAUAAAUUCAUGAAGAAGAUCCCACGGGAUGCAGAGGCAUCUAACAUUCUUGUUGGUGAAGUGGACUUCUUAGAUUCUCCUUUUGUGGCCUUUGUGCGGCUCCAGCAGGCCAUCAUGCUUGCAGGGCUCACUGAAGUCCCUGUGCCUACACGAUUUUUGUUUGUUCUUUUGGGACCGACAGGAAAAGCCAGAUCAUACCAUGAGAUUGGUCGAGCCAUUGCUACUUUGAUGUCAGAUGAGGUGUUUCAUGACAUUGCAUACAAGGCCAAAGUUCGGGGUGACCUAUUGGCUGGUCUUGAGGAAUUCCUUGAUGAGGUCAUUGUGUUACCCCCUGGAGAGUGGGACCCUGACAUUCGUAUUGAGCCCCCGAAAUCGCUACCAUCCUCAGACAAACGUAAGAACAACUUAGGAGCAGGAGGAGUUGGAGGUGGAGAUGGAUCCAAACUUAAUGGUGAUGCUCCUAUUGAAGGUGGUGCAGGAGGAGGUGGUGGAGGUCACCAUGUUGGAGAGGAGCUCAAGUUCACUGGCAAGUUUUGUGGUGGUCUGUGUCUGGAUGUUAAGCGGAAGCUGCCAUUUUUUGCAAGCGAUUUUUACGAUGCUCUGAAUAUCCAGGCCUUGUCUACUAUUUUGUUUAUCUAUCUGGGCACCGUAACCAAUGCCAUCACCUUUGGAGGCUUGCUUGGAGAUGCCACAGAUAACAUGCAGGGUGUGAUAGAGAGCUUUGUGGGAACAGCAUUGGCAGGUUCAGUGUUCUGUCUGUUAGGUGGCCAGCCUCUGACAAUCCUUAGCAGUACAGGGCCGGUGCUUGUGUUCGAGCGGCUGCUGUUCAACUUCAGCAAGGACCACACAUUAGACUACCUAGAAUUUCGGCUGUGGAUUGGACUGUGGUCAGGCUUCUUGUGUCUGGUGCUGGUGGCGACAGAUGCCAGCUUCCUUGUACAGUACUUCACACGUUUCACAGAGGAAGGCUUUGCGUCUCUCAUCAGCUUUAUCUUCAUCUACGAUGCGUUCAAGAAAAUGCUCAAGCUUGCCCACCACUACCCCAUCGAUACCAAUUACCACUGGGACAUGGUCACUCAAUAUGCCUGCCAAUGCAUGCCUCCUGAGGGCAACAUGUCUGUCCCAGAUGAAAAAACUAAAUCACUAUUCAACUCAACUGGACAGCAGCACUGGAAUUCUACCUGGUCAUCACUAACUAAGUCUGAGUGUUUGGAGCGGGAUGGAGUUCUGCAAGGAGAAUCCUGUGGUUUUGUUCCAGACAUCACACUGAUGUCGUUUAUCUUGUUCUUGGGCACCUACACAUGUUCCAUGGGCUUAAAGAAGUUUAAAACCAGCAGAUUCUUCCCAACCAUGGUGCGUAAGCUGAUCAGUGACUUUGCAAUCAUACUGGCCAUUCUGAUCUUCUGUGGGAUAGAUGCGCUGGUUGGUGUGGACACACCAAAACUAGAAGUUCCAAGUGAAUUUAAGCCUACAAAUCCAACCCGUGGUUGGUUUGUGCCCCCUUUUGGUGGAAACCCCUGGUGGGUGUACCUAGCCUCCUUCCUACCUGCACUUCUUGUCACCAUCCUCAUCUUUAUGGACCAGCAGAUCACUGCCGUUAUUGUCAACAGAAAGGAGAAUAAACUCAAGAAAGGUGCUGGCUACCAUUUGGACCUGUUCUGGGUGGCUGUGCUAAUGAUCGUGUGCUCAUUCAUGGGCCUGCCGUGGUAUGUGGCAGCCACUGUCAUCUCUAUUGCUCACAUUGACUCACUUAAGAUGGAGACAGAGACAUCAGCACCAGGCGAACAGCCAAAAUUCCUGGGAGUCAGGGAACAAAGAGUAACUGGAGUGAGUGUCUUCCUUUUAACUGGCCUAUCAGUCUUCAUGGCACCUGUUCUUAAGUUUAUUCCCAUGCCGGUGCUUUAUGGUGUCUUUCUCUAUAUGGGAGUAGCUUCUCUAAAUGGAGUGCAGUUCAUGGAUCGCUUAAAGUUGUUUCUAAUGCCAGCAAAACACCAGCCAGAUCUGAUUUACUUGCGCCACGUCCCUCUGCGCCGAGUUCACCUGUUCACCUCCAUCCAGAUUCUUUGCCUCGCCCUGCUUUGGAUCCUAAAGUCCACAGUGGCAGCUAUAAUCUUCCCAGUAAUGAUUUUGGCCCUGGUAGCUGUGAGGAAGGCAAUGGACUAUAUUUUCUCUCAGCACGAUCUUGGCUAUCUUGAUGACGUUAUGCCAGAGAAAGAAAAAAAGAAGAAAGAGGAUGAGAAAAAGAAGAAAAAAAAGAAGGGCAGCAUUGACAGUGACUUAAACUAUUCAGACUAUCCAGCCAAUGACAAUAUUCCCACUAUAAAGAUAUCUAUGGAGACGAUGGAGGAGGAGCAAAUGAGGGGAGACAAACCCUCAGAAAGAAAUAAGCCCAUGUCAUUCCUCACUCCAUACUGAUUCACUUGGUUUCUUUCCUUCCAGGUCAAGAUUUCAGUCAGUAUCAGUAACUCACUGGAUACAGAGAGUAUGAGGAAAUCCCAUGCUAAUGCUGGACCUAAAACCCACUGUGACUGUAAGAAGGAAAUACUGUAUUUUAUCUAGAUAAAACACUCCUCUAAAUAUUUGAAUAAUACUGUACAUAUUUAAAAUUAAAUCAUUUACAGAUUAUGGUUUGAAAGGAUUUAACAUCAUGUACUCUUCAUUUGAAGGCAAAUGUAAAGCAAAGAAUUUUGUAUUUAAUAUUAAGCUUGUACUUAUUAUGUAAUAUCUUAUUCUCUUAUGAGUCUUAAAUUUGUGCAGAAUGUCUUUGUCUUUUAGCCUAUGAGCAAAUGACAUCAAAUAGAUCAAAUCUUUUCAUAAACAAAUAUAAAUAAUAGAAACCUCAGUUCUAAAACAAAAACCAAAAACAACCUUUCAUGAUCUUGCAAAUUAUGCUAAACCAAUUCUGCACACACAUGGAGUUUUUAUUUAUACUUUACUGAUUAGUACAUUUUAUUAUAUUUAACCUUGAAUCAUAGCUCUACCUCUUAGAGUGCUAUAGUGCCAGGCACUGUGUGUUUGAUCUAUGCAGAUAUAAAGUGAUUGCGAUGAAAUAUAGCUCUUUUAAGAGCAUGCACAAGAUUGCUGUCAUCAUUUUAUUACAAAUUAUAAUAAUCAUCCAUAAACUAUGCAAAACCCAAUCUGUGUCUUUCUACAAAGUAAAUGACAGAUGUGUAUUGAAGAGAUUAAAAUAUGAUUUUAUUAAGUGUACUCUGAGUAUCAUCUGUGCAAAUAUAUUUUUAUUGUACUUCAUUUUUUUAACAAAGAGAUUGAUUGAUCUAGCAUAUAGUCUUUUAUACAUAAGUACUGUAGGUAAUGUUGCUAAAUGUGGAUUAUAGAUUGAUAUCUGCAACAGACAAUAAACAGAAAUAGUUUUAAAUAAUUCUAAUUAGUUUAAUUCUGAGUAGUAAUUUCAAAUUAAUGUAUUAAUUCAACCUGAUUAAAGUGUAAACUCUAGAGAGUGCUGUGUGUGAAAAUCCUAAGUGAUCAGCAGUUUAUGAAAUACUAAAUCCAGGCUGUCUGGUACCAACCAAGACACGGUCAGAGUCACUGAGAUCACAUUUUUCCCUAUUCUGAUGCUUGAUGUAAACAAUGAAACAUAAUAUUAAGCUGUAUCUGUGUAUCUGCUGCUGUGAUGCAUUGUGCUACUGUCACAUGAAUGGCUGAUUGGAUAAUUGUAUAAAUGACCAGGUGUACAACAUUCCUAUUAAAGUGGCCAGUCCAUAAGAUUGAAAUCAUUAUCAGUUAUUAAUGGUUUUUUUUUUAACCAGUAUCAGUAACUCAGUAGGAAAGAUAUAGUAUGGGAAGAUGCAGUGUUUUUUUAACGCAAUACUUUGCCUGCUGUGUCCAUGUUUAAGCAAUUUCAAUCAGGUUUGAGUCAGAAACUUUGAGUCAUGUUUUAUGAAGUAAAAUGGUAGAAAGGUGGAAUCUAAAUGAGCAAAUCAGAUAAAAUAUUUGCAUAGGUAAAAACAUGUUAAAUGUUAAUUAUAUGCUUUUGGUUCUAAAAGCCUUCUGGUAAUGUGCACACUGUUAUAGGUCAGGCAAUAUGUAGAUAAAAACCUUCUAGCCCAUUUAUACAGAAUGAUCACCCAUCGACAGAUGUUAUAGAUUGAAUGUAAGAAUGUGAGUAAAAUUGUUUGUUUCCAUUCCCUGGAUGUUUCCUCUGUAUAUUUUUAAAAUUGCUAAAACAUUUUUGAAAGUGCAUUAGAUUUUCCAAUGAGACACAUUCUCUAAAAUCUUUCUGAACCUUACUUUUAUACUUAAUGUGCUUUUUGAAAUUCUGGCAUAAUUCUUCCUAUUUAAAAUUACCUUGACUGCUUACAGUUAAGAAAGUGCUGCACUCCCCUUGUACUGUACAAUAGACUAAUGAUAUUUAAUUGAUUUAUAAUCAGAGUAUGACAUGUAUUACGAAUAAUAUUAGAGAUGUGUUUUACAAUCAGUUGCUGUGUGAUUUGUGUAUGUUUUACCUACCCAAUAAGUCAUUAUGGCUUUAUGCCUACACUAAAUAUGAUACACUACAUCACUUUCAACAUGAUAAAACAUGGAAAAUAAAGUGAUUGAACAUU